Messenger RNA from Mus caroli (Ryukyu mouse), 1616 nucleotides. It is a transcript of the gene Mrpl45, whose product is annotated as mitochondrial ribosomal protein L45. The record is from RefSeq and is a predicted model, not a curated record. Lineage: Eukaryota; Metazoa; Chordata; Mammalia; Rodentia; Muridae. Gene Ontology annotation, cellular component: mitochondrion.
CCCAUGGAGAGCGUGCGCGUGCGCGCGACUCACCUUUCGGCCUAGGGCGCGCGCCCUGGAAAAUUCCACUCCCCAGCUCGCUCCGCCCUCUGCGCCUUUUCUCGGGCUCGGUGAUCUGCGGCUAAGCUAGCAUCCCGGCGGCCUUUGCGCGAGCAAAAUGGCAGCCCCCGUUUCUCAGGGCUUGUCCUUGUUAUCCAGGACUUUGGGAUGGUGGUCUCGGCAGCCCAUUCUGGUGACUCGGUCCACAACUGUAGUUCAAGUUAAAACCAAAAGUCGUUUUAGACCCCCAACUCCUGAACCCAAGUACAAAACAGAGAAGGAGUUUUUGGANUAUGCCAGGAAAGCAGGAUUGGUCAUUCCACAAGAACGGUUGGAGCGCCCUAUACAUUUGGCCUGUACAGCUGGUAUAUUUGAUCCCUAUGUUCCACCAGAGGGUGAUGCUCGAAUGUCAUCUCUUUCAAAGGAAGGAUUGACGCAGAGAACUGAGCGAUUGAGAAAGAAUGUGGCAUCACAGCUGGCAAUCCGAAAGAUAAGAGAAUUUGAUGCUAAUUUUAAAACGAAAGACUUCCCUGAAAAAGCUAAGGAUAUUUUCAUUGAAGCUCACCUUUGUCUAAACAACUCAGACCAUGACCGUCUUCAUACCUUGGUAACUGAACACUGUUUUCCGGACAUGGUCUGGGACCUCAAGUACAAGACUGUACGCUGGGGCUUUGUGGAAUCUCUAGAGCCAGCCCAAGUGGUUCAUGUCCGUUUUUCAGGCCUGGUGAACCAGAGCAACAUGUAUGGCCAGGUCACCGUGCGCCUACACACUCGGCAGACUUUGGCCAUUUAUGAUCGGUUUGGCAGAUUGAUGUAUGGACAGGAAGAUGUACCCAAGGAUGUCCUGGAGUAUGUGGUGUUUGAAAGACACUUGAUGAACCCGUAUGGGAGCUGGAGAAUGCAUGCCAAGAUUGUGCCCGCGUGGGCGCCCCCUAAGCAGCCCAUCCUCAAGACCUUGAUGAUUCCUGGUCCUCAACUGAAGCCCUGCGAGGAGUACGAAGAGAAACAGGGGGAGGCCCAGAAGCCUCAGCUAGCCUGAUGGCGUGAAUGACUCCUGAGGAGCCUAGCAGUUGUGGUGAACACCUUUAAUCCCAGCACUCAGCAGGCAGAGGCAGGUGGAUUUCUGUGAGUUCAAGGCCAGCCUGGUCUACAGAGCAAGUUGCAGGACAACCAGUGCUACACAGAGAAACCCUGUCUCAGAAAAAACAAAAACAAAAAGAAAAAAAAGGAAAAAGACAAAAAGACUCUUGAGGUGUUCGGAUGGGGCUGCAAAGUCACCUGUACCCCGAAGACUCCAUGCUGUCUCCUGUCCUGCCUGGGUCAGCAGCCCCCCAAACCCCUCACAGUCAUGGCUGAUUGUGUGGCCGGGUGGUGGCUGGGGUGACCCGCCUUGGAGCAUCUUCUGUUUACAGCCAUGUUCAGCUUCUGAGGUGAAAUGAGAAGCAGCAGCAGAGAGAGCAAACGCGACGCUGGGCUUUUCCCAGCAGCAGCAAACUGUGGCAUUAGACCCACAGCUUUCUUUUUUCUAAUUCUAGUCCGAGUCAGCAUUUGGAAUAAAAUACUGUCAAAGAGUUGGA